Danio rerio (zebrafish) is the source of this 1481-nucleotide messenger RNA. The record is from RefSeq and is a predicted model, not a curated record. NCBI's taxonomy places the organism in Eukaryota, Metazoa, Chordata, Actinopteri, Cypriniformes, Danionidae.
CCCUGUUCAUUCACCUUCCCUGAUACUUGUCCGAAGACUUGCCCGGAACCCUGCACCUCAAGCUGCCCAGAAACCUCAUCUGAAACCUGCCCCAAGCCUUGCCCCAUCUCCAACCCCAAGUCCUGCUUUAGCACCUUCUCCAAUAGCUGUUCCGUGUCUUCAGUGACCGUUCCUCGUCAUUGUAGAACAGUUACAACAAAAGCCCACAGUGUAUAUGGUUGCGGUGUUGGAGGAAGGACCCGCAUCUCUUCUUGCUCCUAUCGUCCAAAUACUUGCUCCCCAUGUCCAUUAUACAAACUUGAUGGAUUCGGUGAAAGAUUUGGUGCUAGAAUCAUGGCUGGAGGGUGUUAUGGCAGGGAUUAUGACUAUCACCAGUUGAAUGAGAAGGCCACCAUGCAAAACCUGAACGAUCGUCUGGCGUCCUACCUGGAUAAGGUGCACUUUUUAGAGGCUGCCAAUGCCACUCUGGAGAAGCAGAUCUGUGAUUACUUUGAGAAGAAAGACCCAAUCUGUCAGAAAGACUACAGCUGCUACCUGAAAACCAUUGACUGCCUUCAGAAAAAGAUUAAAGAUGCUACAAUCACCAAUGGCAAAAUCCUACUCCGAAUCGACAACUCUAAACUGGCUGCUGAUGACUUCAGGAUAAAGUAUGAGAAUGAGCUGUCAAUACAUCAGUGUGUGAAGGCUGAUAUUGAUAACCUGCGAUGCAUACUUGAUAAGACAUGCCUGGCAAAGGCCGACCUGGAGUUGCAGAUCUGCACUUUGGAGGAGGAACUUGUGUAUUUGAGAAAAACUCACCAAGAGGAUGUGGCGGCACUAAUGUGUCAGUUGACAAACUCAAAGGUGUGUGUUGAAGUGGACGCCGCUCCUCAGCAAGACCUCAAAAAGGUUUUGGAUGACAUCCGUUGUUAUUAUGACACCAUCAUAGACAAACACUGCACAGAACAGGAGUGCUGGUUCAAAGAGAAGAUGGCAGGUCUAUGUAAAGAUACUGCAAUCAACACAGAGUGCCUGGAAACCUCCAUGUCACGUAUUUCUGAUUUACGACGCACAUUGCAGAGUCUGGAGAUCGAGCUACAGUCUCAAAUCAGCCUGAAAGGAGCUCUGGAGUGUUCACUGCUGGAAACAGAGGCGCGUUACAGCACUAUGCUAGCAGGCUAUCAGAAACACAUCAACGCAUAUGAGGCAGAGCUCUGUCAGGUUCGCGCUGGCAUUGAGCAGCAGGGCAGAGAUUAUGAUGCCCUGCUGGACAUCAAGAGCCGCCUGGAGCAGGAGAUCGCCACCUACAGGUGCCUCCUGGAAAACCAGGCCUCUCAGUGCUGAAAUUAGGUCAUCACAAUCUGUCUCUCCCUCAGUCUAGAUCACAUAAAACAUUUUAACACAUUUACCCUCUAUUUAUAUGGUCGAACUGCAGUUUUAAGUUCCAGCACUUCAUUAUCAUUCUGAUAGAGUUGUGAUGUGUGUUUCAUAUUAAAAAUCAG